Messenger RNA from Clunio marinus, 1215 nucleotides. Lineage: Eukaryota; Metazoa; Arthropoda; Insecta; Diptera; Chironomidae. The record is from the annotation of a GenBank genome assembly.
AAUCUUUUUAACUUCUCAGAGUGGACGCUUUCAAGUUCAAUUUUAACCAUCAGCGCAGCUUUAAGUUGCAUUUUAACUGGAUUCAUAAUCAACAAGAUUGGUCGUCGAGGUGCAAUGUUAUUGACUCUCGUGCCAUUUCUAGCCGGUUGGUUGAUGCUUAUCGAUCCUUUUAAUCCUUCAAUGCUGAUAAUUGGACGCAUGUUGAUUGGCAUUGCAUGUGGUGGGAUAUGCGUCAGUGGCAUUAUUUAUUGCUGCGAAAUAACAGAAAACUCAACUCGAGGGACUUUGAGAUCAUUUUUUCAACUGUUGAUCACAUCAGGAAUUUUAUUGGCUUACAUUCUUGGAGCUUUCUUCAACCCACAAACAGCGAGUUUAAUUUGUGGAAUUAUUCCAAUUUUAUUUGGCGCUUUCAUGUUUUUCUGCCCGGAAUCGCCAACUUAUCUUAUUAUGAAAGGGAAGCAAAAGGAAGCGAUGAAAGCUUUGAAAAGUGUUCGUGGCGAAGGCUUCGAGGUAUCGUCGGAAAUCAGCGAGUUACAAAAAGAAGAAAACAUUCGUAAAUCUAAAAGCAUCAGUGAAGCCAUAAAAUGGAAAUCUUCGAUAAAAUCGAUGUUGCUAUGCUUCGGUUUAAUGUUUUUUCAACAAUUAAGUGGCAUCAAUGUCGUGAUUUUUUAUUCAUCUGAAAUAUUUCAAGACGCGCGUGUUGGAAUGGCGCCUGAAUAUGCAACAAUAAUGAUUGGAGUUGUUCAAAUCAUCGCAACAUUUCUUGCAUAUCUCAUUUUGGAAAGAUUUGGUCGUCGAUUGAUGUUGGUUUUGUCGGGUUCACUCAUGGCAAUGUGCACCUUGGUGAUGGGAAUCUAUUUCGGAACAAAAGACAGAGAUGAAAGUGCUGUUGAUGGAAUUUGGUGGAUUUCGUUAUUGGCACUUUGUGUUUACAUCGCAGCAUUUUUUUUCGGCUUUGGUCCCGUUCCAUGGCUGAUUUUGAGCGAACUUUUCUCAACUGAUAUCAAGGGAAUUAUCGUCCCAAUGACAGGCACAUUCUAUUGGACUUUAGCUUUUGUCGUCACAAUUUUAUAUCCGCCACUUCAUGAAAUUCUUGGACAUUCGACUUGUUUCUUCAUCUUCACUUUCUUCAACAUUCUUGGAAUAUUUUUCGGUUGUUAUCUCGUUCCUGAAACUAAAGGAAAGUCGCUGAAAGAAGUUCAAGUUGGAGAAUAA